Messenger RNA from Camellia sinensis, 507 nucleotides. Lineage: Eukaryota; Viridiplantae; Streptophyta; Magnoliopsida; Ericales; Theaceae. The record is from RefSeq and is a predicted model, not a curated record.
UCCAGAUUCUCUCUCUCUCUCUCUCUCUCUCUCUCUCUCUCUCAGCAGUUUGUUUUCAAGAAAGGAGGAGAGAUGGGUAUGGUUGUGGUGAUCUCACUGCCAUUGAUUCUCUUCUCAAUACUGCUUGGUUUUGGGUGUUAUUUUCUGGGUAGAGCCAAAGGAAGAAAAGAAGCCUACAACCAUGCUCAAGUUUUUGGGGUACCAACACCACCGCCUGGUAGCACCGGUACUGCUUCACCCCCUCCAACCCAUUUCAAGCUAGACAACUCCACCAUUGUUUAAUCACCCGACACACAAACCCAAAAAAAAAAAAUCUGUUAAUUUAUUGAUUUGUUAUGUAGAGUACAUCUUGUUCUUUCCAGCGGAACUUUGUGCACUAAGUCAUCUUUGUAUUGGGUUGUUUGUUUGUUUGAUGAUAGUAAAAAAGCCCAAUUGGUGUGGGCAUACAUUGGUUUGAUGGAAAUUGGUUGCAUGAUGAAAUGAAAUAAUGAGAUUGUUAUAAAGUUA